CCAACUUCCAAGACCCGACUCGAUUCUGUUUGAUUUCAUGCAUCCUGCCUUGCUAGCAUUGGAGUGGGAGCAGGCUAGCAACAAAUCGGCGCUCAGCUCCAGGCGGAAUAAUCGGAAUAUGGUUCGGAGUUCUUUUCAGCGCCACCCACUUCAGUUUGCAUCAAUAUCAGAAGUUAAAUCCUUCCCUGACCCCGCCAGACACCCAAAAUCCGACCGAAUGCACCAACGUGCCUAAUCCUAAUCACAAACCCGUCUAUCUGUCACCUCUGGUGACUUGUUGUCUCUAAUUAGCUUUGUUCGCAGCCAUAAAUGGGCAAAUGGUACUCACGGAAAACAGCUUGUCGUGCGAUUAUAGUGUUGAGGAAGCAUUCAAAAACUCAAUGCUUACGGUAGGGGCGGUUGGUCACCACCUAUUAGUCGCAUAUAUGGACGUUAUCAGCGUUACGGUCCUACUGUACGAGGUAAUCGUCAACCUCUCCAGCGAGAUUGAGCAUAUCUGGUUGAGGAGAUGGUCAUUCUUGACCGUUCUUUACCUCAUCCAACGUUAUCUCCCAUUUUUCGACGCUGCGGGAUUAAUUCUUAAUCACGACUUCGGAGCAAAUUUGAGCCCUCGUAUUUGUAGCUUGUCCUACAGCAUUAGCGGAUGGUCUUUUCUUGUUGGCAUGAUUUUAUCUGAAGUCAUUCUAACACUUCGGGUCUGGGCGGUCUGGAAGAGGAGUAUCCCGGUGGCCAUGGGACUCGUCGUAUUCUUCCUCGCCUGUUGGGUCCCCGGCUUCGUUUGGUCAGCACAAUUCUUGGGAGCUGCGAAAUUCACAACUUUCUCUAAUACUGCCGGAUGCUUUAUCAUCGGUGGGCGUGACAUCCUCUAUUUGCGUUGGGUGUUGUUGAUGGUGUAUGACACUGGCAUAUUGGUGAUGAUUCUCAUUCCCGCAAUCGCAGCGUAUAAGAGGGGUAGAAGAUCAUCGGAGCUCGUCAAUACUGUAUAUCAAGACGGUGUUAUCUACUAUGCAUUCAUAUUCCUAACCUCGGUGAUAAACGUGAUCGUCAACGUCGUUCUUCCUCCCGACCUCAUGUUUCUUCUAUCCUCAUUCGAGCGCGUAAUACAUUCCAUUUUGGCCAGUCGGGCAAUCCUCCAUAUUCGUCAAGUAGCCUUACGACGUUCUCGAGAAACUUCACGUUCAACUCAACAAUCGAUGUCGCAAGUUCUUUUCACGACACAUGAUGACCAUGGGGAACUUCCAAAUUCGAAUCCUUCCAGCCCGAACAGAGUUCGAAGUCUAUCUUGGAUGCCUCAUUCGGAAUAAAAAUCGGCUUUCGAGGUCAAGCAGAAGUUAAUUUUUUCUUUGAAUAGUUAUAAUAUAGAUUCAUCGGAAUACAUCAUUGAC
Molecule: messenger RNA, 1385 nt
Organism: Marasmius oreades (fairy-ring Marasmius)
Lineage: Eukaryota; Fungi; Basidiomycota; Agaricomycetes; Agaricales; Marasmiaceae
Exons: 14
Coding region: 318-1304 (328 amino acids)
Source: RefSeq, a predicted model, not a curated record